This is a messenger RNA of Lagenorhynchus albirostris (white-beaked dolphin), 2216 nucleotides long. RefSeq names its product sialophorin (gene SPN). Gene Ontology annotation, biological process: regulation of T cell migration; regulation of immune response; type II interferon production. The coding region runs from base 1 to 1365 and encodes 454 amino acids. The transcript is spliced from 2 exons. Lineage: Eukaryota; Metazoa; Chordata; Mammalia; Artiodactyla; Delphinidae. The record is from RefSeq and is a predicted model, not a curated record. Gene Ontology annotation, cellular component: external side of plasma membrane. Gene Ontology annotation, molecular function: transmembrane signaling receptor activity; heat shock protein binding.
AUGCUGGGGUGGGUGGAGCCAGGGCCACUUCCUUUCCCCUUGAGGCCCCUCCACCAGUCUUGCCCCAGCUUCAGGAGUUGGAGCAGCCUGGUCCCAGCCCUGUGCCCUUAUCCACUGAGCUGGUCCCAACUCCUGCUCAUGCCUAUUGCUUUGGAAAUGAUCCUGCUUCUCCUCCUCUUUGGGAGCGUCUGGGCCCAAAACACGAGCUCAGAGUCUCCGGACGGCACAAUUACUUUGCAGGAGUUGGAACCCACAGCGUCCUCUGCUUCUUUGGUCUCAAAUAUCUAUGAGACCACAAAAUUCAACUCAAUGACAUCUAAUUUUGCAACAACCGAGGUCCCUAAGACAGAUGACAGCACUGAGCACAAGAUCUUCCCGCCUUCCUCAACUCCCUAUACAGCCAAUGAGGUUUCCUCUCCUGGGACUUCCAUUGCUGCCAGCAGGGGCCCUCCUGUAAAUGAGUCAAUAAUCUCCCAGAAAGAGUCGGCCCAAACAUUAUCAAUGCCCCUGGAAAUCUCUAAUGCAACCAGUAUACCUGCUGUCCCAGUAGUGAAAUCUGCAGGAUUCCACACUACGACUGGUGAAACCAUGGCAACUAGCCCUCUGGAGACCUCCAGUGGGACCAGUGGACCCCCUGUCACCACAGCUACUAGCUCUCUGGAGACCUCUGAUGGGACCAGUGGACCCCCUAUCACCACAGCAAUUAGCUCUCUGAAGGCCUCCAAUGUGACCAUCAUGGAAACUAGCUCUCUAAAGACCUCCAAGGAGACCAGUGGACUUCCUGUCACCAUGGCAACUACGUCUCUGAAGACCCCCCUGGGGACCAGUGGCUCCCCCACCUUUGGAGUAAAAAUAUCCAGCCCAACGUCCUCCACAAACAUAAGCAGUAGGUCCUCCCCAAAUUCAGGUUGGGAGACAAAUGGCACGUUGCUGGUAGCUGUGCUUGUGGCCCUGCUGGUGGUCAUUUUCCUCAUGGCACUACUCCUGCUGUGGCACCGGAGGCAGAAGCGGAAGACAGGAGUACUGACCCUAAGCAGGAGUGGAAAACACAACGGGGUGGCAAAUGCCUGGGCUGGGGUAGCCCAGGUGUCUCACGAGGAGGCCGCGACAAUAACAGAGGGAGCGUCUGGGGGUAACAAUGACUCUGGGGUCCCCCAGGGGGAGGGGUCUGGCCAGCGGCCCACACUUACCACUUUCUUUGGUAGACGGAAGUCUCGCCAGGGCUCCAUGGCGCUGGAGGAGCUAAAGCCUGGGCCAGCCCCCAGCCUAAAGGGGGAGGAAGAGCCACUGGUGGGCAGCAAGGAUGAGGCUGCGGAGACCUUUACUUCUGAUGGGCCAGAAGAGAGAGAUGUGGAGGCCCCUUAACGUUUGAGAAUAAUAAGACUGGAGCUCAGAAUCGUUCCCGCUUUCAUCACCUUCCCUCCUGUCAUCACAUCCAGCCUCAUCAUCACCCAGCAUUUUCACCCAGCACCCUUUGGAUUUUCACCCAGCAUCUUCACCCUGAAUCCUCAUUCAGCUCUUCUAGCCAGCAGCCCACGCAGCACCCACACCCAGCGCGCAGGUCAGGGCUGACACCCACUGAACCCUUGUAGAUUGAAUGAACGAACUCUCCUCAUCAACCCCUGCUUCUCCCCAUCACAUUUUCUCCACAUUUCUGUCCUUGAAACCAGCUGUUGAGUCUCCAUAAAGGCCAAACUUACGAUUUCUCAGAGGAUUCCCCAGGAAUACCAGAGUCUGGGAAGAAGAGGAAAUGGCAACCCAGCAAACCCCCACCUUAGGAUUACUCUGGAAAGUACAUUUGGCCCCAUGGAUUAGGACAGUCCCACCGGCUGAGCCCAUGAACUGCCUUUAACUCCAGGCCCCAGUGCUCUGUGCUAGGCCAGCCUGGAGCAUGGGCUGGGUGGUGUCACCCAGCAGUGGUCUCAGGUGCGUCUGAGACGGCCCCUGGACCCUAGGCUGGCUCACGGUCCCAGCCACCACAUUCUCCCCCGACUCUGGAUCGAGGCAGCCAGAGGCUUCAGCUGUUUCUCCUCCCAAGAGCAGAGGUGAGAAGAGCUUCUGUGCAGAUGUAGUUCUUAGAAGCCUCGGCACCUGCGUGGGUCCACUCAUGCAUGUAGUUUGUGUGCAAGAGGCGAGGACUUGGUGACGCUUGUGAAGGGCAGUGGCGAGUACAGCUGGGUGAGGGAGGGGGCAGGAAGGGCUGCAGAGGCUGAGGA